AUCUAGGCGCGCAUUUCUAGCGUCUUCGCGAUCGGCAAUCCAGGGUUCUUGCGAUCAGAGCGGCGGCAGCAGCAGCGAUUGGCAAUGGCGUGCAGGAUUUCUGUGAUUUCCAGGCAUAUUUCUUCGCCGCCGCUGGAACACCUCGACGAUCUGGGGGUUCGUGUUGCGCCUGAGGUUCGAUCGGCUCUUUCCAGUGGCGUCGGUGUGGUUGCACUGGAAUCGACCAUUGUAUCGCAUGGAAUGCCUUACCCGCAAAACUUCCAUACAGCUCAAGAGGUUGAAUCCAUUGUGAGAGCGAAUGGGGCCGUGCCGGCAACCAUAGCCAUCUUAGACGGUGUCCCAUGCAUUGGCUUGAGCUUGGCGGAGCUCGAACGGCUUGCGAAGCUUGGUACCAUGGUUUCAAAGACCGCUAGGCGCGACAUUCCUUACGUCAUUGCUCGUCGGGGAAACGGAGCAACCACUGUUUCAGCAACAAUGUUUUUCGCUUCAAAGGCGGGAAUCAAAGUGUUCGUAACUGGAGGUAUUGGAGGAGUUCAUCGACAGGGCGAGUCAACUAUGGACGUGUCCUCGGACUUGACAGAACUGGGUAAAACUCCAGUUGCGGUGGUUUGUGCAGGGGUAAAAUCAAUCCUUGACAUUCCACGAACACUCGAAUACCUGGAAACUCAAGGAGUGACGGUUGUUAGCUACUCAACUGAUGAAUUUCCUGCAUUUUUUACUCCUAACAGUGGCUGCAAAGCACCUUGCCGAGCAGACAGCGUGGAGGAAUGCGCAGACAUCAUAGAGGCAAACACGAAGCUUGGAUUGGGUUCAGGCAUUUUGAUCGGGGUUCCAAUACCCGCAGAGCAUGCAGCAGCAGCUAAGAACGUGGAAUCGGCCAUACAAUCGGCAUUGCAUGAAGCAGAGAGCAGAGGUAUUGCCGGUAAUUCUGUGACGCCAUUCUUGCUCAAGCGCGUCAACGAGCUCACUGGAGGCGAUUCAUUGGCUGCAAAUAUCCAGCUCGUGAAGAAUAAUGCACUCGUUGGUGCGAAGAUUGCAACGGCUCUGACAACAAGGCUGAGUCGCUUCACUAAAUCGUCUUGACACUCGGCCCCGAUUGGUGUAAAUGCCAUCCACAAAACGCGUACGUGAGAACACUGUUUCUUUUUCCCAUCUGUUGGGUUCGCCACUCUUUGCCUGUUUCUUUAUUUCUGUGCUUUCAACAGAUUAUACUUCCCGCGGCAUGUCGCUGGGUAGUGGCAACGGACAAAACAUCACAGCUGUUAAUGCCAGACACGGAAAAACUAAA
Messenger RNA from Selaginella moellendorffii, 1288 nucleotides. Its product is annotated as pseudouridine-5'-phosphate glycosidase. The record is from RefSeq and is a predicted model, not a curated record. Lineage: Eukaryota; Viridiplantae; Streptophyta; Lycopodiopsida; Selaginellales; Selaginellaceae. Gene Ontology annotation, molecular function: pseudouridylate synthase activity. Bases 85 to 1083 code for a protein of 332 amino acids. The transcript has 10 exons.